Messenger RNA from Suricata suricatta (meerkat), 6093 nucleotides. It is a transcript of the gene FCRL4, whose product is annotated as Fc receptor like 4. Bases 533 to 2326 code for a protein of 597 amino acids. The record is from RefSeq and is a predicted model, not a curated record. The transcript is spliced from 13 exons. Gene Ontology annotation, biological process: cell surface receptor signaling pathway. Gene Ontology annotation, molecular function: transmembrane signaling receptor activity. Lineage: Eukaryota; Metazoa; Chordata; Mammalia; Carnivora; Herpestidae.
GACAGAGGACAAGUUGUCUCAUGAUUCAGAUGCUUCAGCAUCUGUGGACGAUCAGCCAGAGGAGGUCCAGCCGAGGCCUCCGAGGUUGGACGAGCGUGUUUCCGCGUUGAAAGAGAACUUGUCCAGCUCUGGACCAGUUCAGGGACAUCCCAGCAGGAGGUGAAUCACAACAGGUCUACUGUCUUGCCUGGCAUCUGGCAGCAGAGAGAGAACGGGUUGCAUUUUCCUUGGAGGACGGCGGCUCGAAGUUUCUGAAAAUAUGACAGUUAAAGCUUUGAGGAGCCUUUCGCACCUCGAAGUCAGAGCGGCACCCACGGCGUUCUGCGAGUUAGUGACUUUGGUCAUUGGGAUUCUCUCGCCCUGAGUAACGUGAUGCUGGUAUUUUAAGAAACAUUCCUGUACUUCCUCUUUUUGCCUCACGACCACAGCCGGCCACACUCAGAGGCACUGUGCUGCACUCACUCCCCAGCGCCAGACGGCCAGUCUGUCCAUCUGCAAGCCGCGGCUCGUCAGCAUCCUGGGGCGCGCCUCCAUGCUCCUGUGGGCGUCUCUGCUGGUCCUCGCUCCAGCCGGUGGACAGCCUGAAGCUGCGUCCAAACCCGUGAUUUCCCUCCAUCCUCCUUGGACCGUCGUCUUCAUAGGAGAGACGGUGACUCUGACCUGCAAUGUGUCUCACUUCCUCGAACCAGAGAAAAGACGGCGCUUCUUCUGGUUUCUCGGGAGGAGAAAACUAGGUGAAACCCCGGGAAGCACCCUGCCUGCCCGUGACUCUGGAGCGUACGGAUGCCAGACCCAGGACUCGCUCCCCAGUGACUACGUGAGGCUCACCUUUUCUUCAGGCUUGCUCAUUCUCCAGGCCCCACAUGCCGUGUUUGAAGGUGACACGUUGGUCCUGAGGUGCCGGGUGAAGAGGAGGGAGACGCUGACCACCGUGAAGUACAGCUGGAAUGAGAAGGUCAUUUCCACCUCCAGUCAAAGCCAGGACCUGCUGAUUCCACACGCAAGUGCAAACAACAGCGGCUCCUACCGCUGCACUGGAUACUUGGGCAAAAACAACAUAUUUAGGUCAAACAGCAAGAUAGUUCGCAUUCAAGAACUAUUUCCACAGCCAAGGCUGAAAGUCACCCCAUCCCAGCCCACAGAGGGCGGCUCCAUGAACCUGAGCUGCGAGACUCAGCGGGCUCCGGAGCGGCGGGACACGGUGCUUCAUUUCAUCUUCUUCAGGGAGCACGGGGGCAUGCUGUCAGACUGGAGCCGGUCCCCGGAACUCCAGAUCACAGACAUCCGGAGGCAAGACUCGGGAUGGUAUAGGUGUGGCGUCGCUGCGGCCCAGGACAUCCAAAAGCACAGCCUCCCGCUGCAGGUCUCCGUGCAGGGGGUCCCGGUGUCCGGAGUGCUGCUGGAGACCCAGCCCCCGGAGGGCCUGGCGCUUGCCGGGAAGCCGCUGGUCCUUGUUUGCUCGGCGGCCGCAGGCACAGGGGAUACCACGUUCUCCUGGCACCGGGAGGACACGGGGCAGAGUCUGGGGAGGGAGCGUCGGCGUUCCCGGACAGCGCGCCUGGAGAUCCCUGCGGUCGGCGGCAGCCACGCAGGGGCCUACUUCUGCACAGCCGACAACGGCCACGGCCUCGCCCGCAGCGCGGUCCUGAACGUCACCGUCACAGGCACCCCGAGGGACAGAAGUGGCCUCACUGCUUCUGGAGCCGCCGGGGGACUGCUCAGCAUUCUCCUCCUGGCCGCAGGCCUGCUGAUCUACCACAGGCACCAGAGGAAGUCAGGAGACGGUUCUCCGGGCGACACGGCCAGGAGCCCGCCCACCACAGGUCCAGGAGAGGCACCCCAUGGCAGGUGCCAGGGCCAGAAAGACAGCCCAGUGGAGCUCCAGUAUUUGCAUGGCAAUGAGAGUGUCAGAGAGGGAGACUUGGUAUAUUCUGAGAUCCAGGUUAUCCAGCUGGGACAUGAAGGGGAAGGCGGUAAAGGCAGGAGCACGGUUUCUUGGCUUGGGAGUGAGGAAGGACCUUACAGAUCCACAGAGCUUGCAGAGGGCCUGGCUAAGAGAUGCCAGGGCCCCUGGAGCGUCUCUAGAGGACAAGUGUGCUGCAGUUGUCUACUCCUCGGUGAAGACACAGGUCCAAGGGGACUCCGCCAGAGAGGUCAGGUCUCAGGACGAAGAUGCCACGGAUGGUUACGAGAAUGUCCUACCUGUAUGACCUGUCCCCGAUCCGAAGCCCCGGCUCAGGGCAGGCCUCAGGGUCCUGGGAGUGACCAGCUAGUUCUAACUGCCUGCAUGCCUUCCCAUCCGGGACUCCUGAUUCACCUUCUCUGAACUGGUGAUGGGGCGGCCACUGAAAGACUUGCUCAGGGGACCAGGAUCUGUGGUAAGAGAAGACUCAGAAGACCCUGCUCUGAGUCUGAUGUGAUGUGCUGCCCACGGUCUGAUUUAGGGAAAAGGAAGAAGGUGAUUUGGGAUUUGCACAAGGCACGACUGAGUGACCCAGGUCUCUGCCCUAUGCGUCCCCAACAACUGUCCCACUUGGGAUUAGCCACAUCGGUGGGCUUAACUGUGCAUGGCGCCCGGGUCCUUCCCACACCAAGCCCAACACCGCCUCUCCCGCCUGCACUGUUUACAGUCAGGAUUGCUCCGGAGACAAAAGAUUCCACACCACUGGUUUACAGAGAAAAGAAUUUAAAUAGGGUAUUAAUUUAAUUAAUUAAUUAGGGUAUGAGAAGCAGGCUCUAGGCUGAGCUUCCAAAAGCAAAAGGUAAUUAUACUAAUGUUAUUUAAGACAAAGAUUUUUAACAUUAGAGAAAAAAAUACAAAAACAAAAUUAAUAACCCUACAAAUCUAAAUUGGAAAAGUAAUGACCCUACAAAUUUGAAUUGGCAAUUUCCAUAGAAACUGAUUAUCAAACUCUGCUUUUUAAAAAAGAUAUUUAUUUCCUAGAUCUGUCCACUGAAAAGGCCUAGGAAUAAUUAGCAAUCCAACAGCAGUGAGCACCCCUUCCACAGCCUGUGUUCUCCAAAUAUGAUUUUCCACCCAAAGGCUACUGGGCUCUUUCUUGCAGGUGUGUCGUUAGUUACCAAAUAGUUGAUGUGGGAAUGAGUAAUUCUCCCAAUAAAUGAAGAAGGAAUGAAAGACACAGAAAACCACUCUUCUGCCCUGGGCGCGCAGGAGCUCUCGGCUCGCGGGUCAGACACCCUGCAGCUCCGGUCUCUGUGGUCCCGUGUUCAGGCGUGCAGGACCCCCUGACCUGGUGCGGCCCACGAGUCUUCUCAAAAGGAACACUAGUUACUUGCGAAGGGCACAGCUUUGUUUCAAAACCCUCGGUCCCUGACCGGGAGUCCGCCGUCCAGCUCGCAGGCUUCACACAGCACCCGGCCAGCCGCAGCACUUCUGAGCCCUCCGGGUUCCCGGGGCCCUAAAAAUCCAAGGACGAACUGAUGGCGUUACAGCCUAAACAAGCUGAAAACAUCUUGCUUGCUUGGGGCUCCCACCCAAAGAUAACUACUCAGAGCCGGGCGGCGGAACGUGGUGUGUGUUGCCUCCAACAUCCAGAGGCCUAUCCCUUAGAUAGGCUUCUCCCUUAGAAUGGGAGUGGCAGCCAGUCUGUCUUAGGAAGGCCGUCUCCCCACGUCACCGGGGCCAUCACACCAAAAGCCCAGUGGAGGAGGGAUUAUAUGUCCAUAGAAUUAAAAGAAUGAACUAAUUUAGAAGUGCUCAAACCUGGGUACUGCUGAGGAUAGAAACCAGGGGGAAAGUCUGGGACAUCGGUGCGCCUGACAGGGCCUGGGUUCCCCGCACCCGCACAGGACGCGGCCCAGUGGUCCUGGUGAGUUCUUCUCGUGCUGCGUCAGAACCUGUGCCGUUGCUCCGCAGUGGCCCGGGACCAAUGACGCUGGGGUCACAGCAGCCCCUCGGUGGAACCUACUGGAAAGAUUCAGGGUCUGUACCGACGAGGUUUUGGAAGUGGGUUUAUCACGUUUGUCCCGCUCACAUACGCGCUGCCUAUGUCCCCUCUUCCGGGAAGAGUGCAUGUGACAAAAUAACAGAGACGGGCCUGGGACAAAGGUGAGGCUCCCUGAUUAUGGCAGGUUCAGGGUGCUGGAGACCCAGGAAGACAGCUUCUGGGGACCAGAAUUCCGGGGCUGACCAGGACUUUGGGUCACGGGGCCAGAGGAGAUGAGCAACCUAGAGUUGUGUCCCUGAAAAUAAACCGAAGCCUGGUGUGAGCCAUCAAAGCAAGUCAGUGCCACCCCAGGUUUUGUGCUGAUUGCUACAUCAGUCAGGGUUCCCUGGCACACAGCGGGUUCUGUGGCACACAACAGGGUUCCGUGGCACACAGUGGGUUCCCUGGCACACAGCAGAUUCCGUGACACAUAGCAGGGUUCUGUGGCACACAGCGGGUUCUGUGGCACACAGCAGGGUUCCGUGGCACACAGCAGGGUUCCGUGGCACACAGCGGAUUCCAUGAGACAUAGCAGGGUUCCGUGGCACACAGCGGGUUCCGUGGCACACAGCGGAUUCCAUGACACAUAGCAGGGUUCCGUGGCACACAGUGGGUUCCCUGGCACACAGCGGGUUCCGUGACACAUAGCAGGGUUCCGUGGCACACAGUGGGUUCUGUGGCACACAGCAGGGUUCCGUGGCACACAGUGGGUUCUAUGGCACACAGCGGAUUCCGUGACACAUAGCAGGGUUCCGUGGCACACAGUGGGUUCCCUGGCACACAGCAGAUUCUGUGACACAUAGCAGGGUUCCGUGGCACACAGUGGGUUCUGUGGCACACAGCAGUUCUGUGGCGCACAGCAGAAUCCCUUGCAGCUGAUUUAUGAAGAAAGGUAUUUAGUAUCUGACCUAGAAGGGAAGGCUGGAGAGCGAGCCUCUAGAGCUGAGCUUCCAGAAGCACCUCCCACUAGCACGAGAGCAGCCCCCGCCCCCACGGCUGACUCAGGGCCCGGGGCAUCUGUGGCUGCCGGAAGGGCUCUGAAUUCAAGCACCUACUAUAAUCAGGGGACGCAGGGGCGACUGUGCCCUGGAUGGAGACGGGCCGCUCUGCACACACGGUCCCACUGCUCCCCUCAACGGCCCAGUUCACGUGCCAGGAGUCAACGUUCCACAUUUGCUCCCCCAAAAAACUAGAAAUAUUGAGAUUCACAUUGGCAUUCUCUUCACUUGGCCUAAACUUUUUUUUUUUGAGUGCUUUUGACAACUCCUUGCUUUCACACUUGAGCCAAGUUAGUAGUUUGCCAAGACAAUCUCUGGGCCCAUCCAUCUGGGCCUCUGGCGACCCCACUGUGCGCACCAUCGGCCUUCAGCUCCCAUCAACCCCACCCCAGAUUUUUGCUUGUUAUAUUUAAUAAAAUCUGUAAGGCUGAGCAUGAACUCGAGAUAAAAGGUAAAACAGCCCCCAGCCAAAUGUCACUUCAAGAGUUUCAGAAAGAGGAACCCCGAGAUAAAUAUAUCACUUUGGUUUAUGCAAAAGUGUGUUGGGUCUUCGGACUUCCCAGAGGCAUGGAAAAAUAACACCUCAAAAAUUUACAUGCGCUGGAGGGGAAGGGGAAGGCCUUGAACCAGUUGGCUUCUGUUAUUUUCUGCUGUCAAAAAUGAGAGUUUUCAUUACGCAAGGAAGUCGGCUCACCUGCACAGGGCCCCCUUCCCCGAGGGCCGGGGGGCUGCCCAGGACCUCAGACAAGAGAACAGAAUCCGAGGCAAAGACACACCUACCUUCCCAGGCCCCAUGGGAGAAUGAAACACAAAGCCCCUUGUUCUAAAAGCAAGGGGGAAAAAGGGUGGUUCAAAAUACAGAAAUAUGAAGCCUCUUCCUUCUUUCCAUGGUCUCUGCCUCAACUUGUCAUGAUGUUUUUUGCCAUUUAAUUCUUAGUCGUUCUAAGGAGAGAAAAACCGACAUUGGAAAUCAUUCGCAUGAAUUUCAUGGUUUAUCUUUAUUGUAACUGCAAAUAUAAGAGCUUCUCUUGCAUCCGCGGGGUCACUGAAAUUAGACAGCUUGCCUCUCGUAGCCAGUGCUAUGAGAGGAAUGGAAAUGGGGCAAAAAAAAAAAAAAUCUGUCAACGUUCUGCAUUCAUCUCCUCACG